CACUGCGGCACCGCCGUAUCCCUGCGCCCCGGUCCCCGAGUCUCCGGGAUCCUGGAAGUCUGAGCUGGGGAAGAGCGGAGGGUACCUUUCCAUUGCUGGAUCUAUUUGUCAGCUCCAAACCUACUCGUGCUUUUUUUAUUAUUUUUUUAACAAUUGACCGACGGACUGCAACUUAUCCGGACGGUCCCUCCCCCACUCGCAAGGGAGGGCCACUUUGCUGUGUUUGUGUAAGAAGAACAGGAGAGGAGGAAAGAUGCGACAUCUCAUAUCGGACUCGUCAUGGCGGAUCCUGCUCCAUCAGCAAAUUUUUUCUUUAACUUGAAAACCUCCUCGAAAAGCUGCUCCUGUGGCGGAACGAACAUCUUUUCAGUGAUUUUGCUGUUUAAUCGAUGAUUUUACGGUACUGUUGUAGGAUUUGAUGGAGUGCCGUUGGGGACAGUCACUGUACUUGGAAUCUAGCUUGCUUCAGUGACUCAAUGCAGUUUUGCCUUCCCUGUAAAAGACUUCAUCUGCCGGUUAUUACAUGGGUACUUUGGAUCCACUAUAUUAAUAUUCAUUGGGAUAUCCUCGUCUGGAUUUGUCGGAGGAAGUGGAACAUCUAGUAUUUGAUCCUUGAACACUUUGCUUUCAUUAAGAGGAGGUAUUAUCUGGAGCAUUCCCAUGAAGGACAUGGAUGGCCCUCAAUCUAGUGGUCUGCGCAAGAAGAAAAAGUCCAGGUCAGAGAGAAAUCGGGAAAGGAGAUCAAAUGGGAUAAGCAACAAUCAUGUUAAGGGCUCUGUCUUUCACUUCUCAUCUGACUCGGAGCGGGAAAGCAACAAGGAGCCCUCCUCAUCCCGUCCGAGACCCCCACGCAGAAAACGGAAGGAGUCUACUUCUGCCGAGGAAGACAUCAUUGAUGGCUUUUCUAUCACGGGGUUUGUGACCUUGGAGGCUUUGGAGGAAAACCUGACCCUGAGGCCCCGAGGGCAUAGAGUGAACCUGGCUGCGCCCCUGUGCAAGAAAAAGUCAGCCGGUGUCCCCAAUGGCCUAAGCCUGGAGCCCUUUAAAAACAACUAUCACCAUCACCAGCCGUCAGAUCAGGAGAACAAUCCCCGUUUGGCACACGCACAAAGCAAAAAGAAGAAACACCUGAACAAGAAACGCGCAACGCAGCUGAAGCCUGGACAGAAGAAGCGGAAAGACAGUGACAGUGAGAGCCUGAGCGGCGAACCCAAGCCUUCCAUGAGGUGCAGCUCCAGAGACCGACUUACAGAUUGUGAUACGGAGACUGACCAGGAUGACAAGGUUUCCGAUGCCAGCUCAGAGCAAUUUUUCAGCACAGCCGCACUUAAAGUUCCAGAUUUUGGCAUCAAUGCGCUCUCCACCAAUGGCAGCCAGGUGCCUCACGGCCCAGGCCUCCUCAAGGUGUCAGGCCUAGAGCGCAGUCAAGAGAGAAGCCAGGAGAGCUGCAGGGAUUCCCAGCCUCCUUUGUCGAGCACCCCUAGGCAGCCUCUGCCAACCCAAUCCCUACCCCCACCUCAGCCCCAGGCCCAGAUCCAUCCUUUCCUCCCCAAGUCUUCGUCCGGACAAAAGACCCAGGCAAUCAGCUCAAGUCCAGCUGUUGCCUCAAGUCAUCCGCUCCCACCUUCGGAGGCUGUGCUCAGGCCUCAGACUCCCGCAGCCGUGCCUCUUACCCAGGGCCGAAAGCACUCGCCAACACCUCCUGCCCGGCCCCAGCACCAAACAGAACUGCUCUCUCAACCUCGGUCGCUGCAUACACCUGGGAGUCAUCCUACACCUUUCACCAACCACAAUCAUCAGCAGCACCCCAGCCAGGCAGGGCCUCAACGCCCCCCCUCACGGUGUAACCCCCGAUCCGUUUCUACCUACAACGGCCUCAACCUCAACGGCUACAGCAGCAGCAGGAGUAGCACUCCUGGGAGCAAGCCCCAAGGGCCUCCUGCUCCGUCCUCGCACCCCCCCUACCACCCACCUCCUCCCGUUCAAGGCGCCACCGUUUCAACCUUCCCCCUGCCUCUUUCAGCUAACCACAGCACCCCCCACAGCUUCCCCCCUGCAUUGCAGUCCUCACCGCACCCUCAUCACCCCAAUAUGUUCGCUCCUCCAGCGGCUUUGCCUCCACCGCCACCGCUGACGUCUAGCACACUGCCAGUACCGGGACAUCCUGCUGCUGGGAGUGCCUACUCGGAGCAAGAUCUUCUACGUCAGGAGCUCAACACUCGUUUCUUGGCCUCCCAGAGCGCUGACCGCGGCGCCUCGCUGGGCCCCCCGCCCUACCUGCGCACCGAGUUCCACCAGCACCAACAUCAGCACCAGCAUCAGCACCAACACACCCACCAGCACACGCACCAGCACACCUUCACGCCAUUCCCCCACGCCAUAAUGCCCACCCCAGCACCAUCCAUGGUGCGUACCCCUGCCAGAAAUUUUGACAAAUACCCAACAAAAGUUGACCCCUUCUACAGACACAGUCUCUUUCACUCUUAUCCACCGGCGAUGUCGGGGCUUCCCCCUGUCAUCCCUCCAACUGGGCCCUUUAGCUCACUGCAGGGUGCAUUUCAGCCCAAGACCUCAAAUCCUCUGGAUGUGUCCACGAGACCUGGGGCUGUCCCACAUACUUUCUUACAGAAGGACCCAAGGCUAGCGGAUCCGUUUCGGCCCAUUCUCAGGAAGCCAGGAAAGUGGUGUGCCAUGCACGUCCAUACUGCCUGGCAGAUAUACCAUCAUCAACAAAAAGUCAAGCAGCAGAUGCAGGUCGACCCUCACAAGUUAGAUUUUGGCCUCAAGCCUGAGUUCCUGAGUCGACCUCCGGGCCCGAGUCUCUUCGGUGCUAUCCAUCACCCCAGUGACCUGGCACGUCCCGCCACACUCUUCUCUGCUGCAGGUCCAACACACCCAUCAGCAGGUCCCUUCAGCCAUCCACCCCACCACCCUGGAAACUUCCUGACCCCAGCACCUCACUUAGAACCUUUCAGUAGGCCACCCUCUUUCGGUGGGCUGGGAGCUCUCAGUUCAUCAGCAUUCGGUGGCCUGGGGAAUCCAGCACUAAAAUCCCUGACAGCGGCUAACUCCAUGUUCGGCCAUAAAGAUGGCCCCAACUCACAGCAGCACUUUGGCGCCGGUGCCAACAGCAACCACCAGGAGCCCUGGAACCGCCUGCACCGCACUCCACCUUCCUUCCCUACACCUCCGCCUUGGCUGAAACCUGGAGAUUCGGAGAGAAGCGCCUCGGUCAGCUCACACGAGAGAGACAGGGACUCUGACAAACGGGACUCCAUUAGCAGUAAAGAUGACAAAGACAGGGAUUCCGUGGAGAAACGUCACUCGAGCCACCCCUCUCCAGUCCCAGUGAACCCCAUUAGUCUUCUUGGUCACAGUCGUCCUCCUGAGCACCAUAGGAACCAUGUGCCUCCGUCCUCUGGAGAUCCUCUGAGAGACAAAGAGAACAAGUCCAAAGACAGAGAAAGAGAGCACCCCGAUUCUUGGAAAGAAAGCAGCACAGACGACCACAAGCUCAAAGACAACCAGCAAAGCGAUAAGGAUGUGUCCGCUAUCCACGAUGGGAGGGUAUCUGAGGACAAAGUGUCUAACAGAGGCACAGCCUCGCCUUACAUCCGACAGACUAGCCUCGAGCGCCCCAACGGUGGCCUGAGCAGGGAGCUUGUCGAGAAGAAGGGAGAGCUGCCAUUUGAGCACAAGAAGAACAGUGAGGUGAAAGUGAAAGAAGAGCGAAAGGAGGACCAAGAUGCAGCGGCGGAGAAAACAAGCGAGCACCCGUUGGUGUCCUCCGUGCCAAACCUCCACCCUCCCACCUCAAUGCCUAUGCCAAUGGGCAUGACAGGAGUUCAUCCGAUCAACAACAUAAGCAGUCUGGAGAGAACUCGAGUGGUGGCGCCCUUUAUGGGUAUCAGCCCAAUCCCUGGCGCUGAACGUUUCCCAUACCCCGCCUUCCAUUGGGACCCAAUGAGGGAUCCUUACAGAGGAUUGGACAUUCACAGACGGGACCCUCUAGCUAGGGAUCUGUUGCUCAGGAAUGAUCCUCUUCACCGGCUGACGGCGCCACGCCUUUACGAGGCUGAGCGAUCCUACCGGGAGCGCGAACCUCACGACUUUAAUCGCGACCACUUGCAUCCUCUCGCCUUGGAGCAGAGGAGGGAGCACGAGCGCGCGCAGCUGGAGGAACGCGAACGGCUACUCAGAGAGGAUUACGAGCACGGUCGCAUUCACCCCGCCAUGCACCAUCCGGCCCUUGACGGACAUCUUCCCCACCACGCUCAGGGGCUCAUGGCCCCGGGACUACCAGGCAUGCACUACUCAAGGGUCAGUCCCUCUGCGGCGGCGGCUGCCGCUGCGGCGGCUGCUGCCCACCAGAACAGUAUUCUGAAUAAAACUCCGCCCACCGCUUCUCUUAGCGCCCCGCCCCCACUCAUCCCCACACUGGGCGCCAGGCCUGCCUCGCCCAGACGGACCGCCCCCCUGGCCACUGAUAUAAGAGACAGACCUCCUCACAAGGACAUCGAGGCACGGUGAAUUGAGCCCCGCUUACGAUAAACUCCCACCUAGCACUUAGCUUCGGGCAAAGCAAGACUGUAACAUAGCUGUGAAUAAAAUACGUGCGGGCACAAAUGUCCAAACAAGGAAUUGCUUUUGUCAAUAAUCUCCCGAAAGCAACUUUUGAUUUUUCAAUCCUUUUCUUUUUUUCCAGUGCUGCCCCAGCUUUUGUGUAUGUGUUCAGUCUUUUUAUUGUAUAGCAAAGUGGAUUGAGAUUUUGGAAUGUACAGAUACUUUAGCACUGACAGACAGCAAAUUGUGUAAAUAUAUGUACAGUCACUGUGCUGGCUUUGUAUGGAUCAUGGUACAAAUAUGCAAAAAGGGUGAUUUGAAAGCUUUACUUUGGACAAAUGUACAUAAAGAAGUAUUUAGGCAGUGAUUCAGAAUGUGCUUUUUGCAUUUUUGUUAUUUUCGAUUGACGCAGCUGAUUAAGCAUUGUACCAGAGACCCCCCACGUUCUACUAUGCAACAAAUUUGGCUCUAUUCUCUCACCACGAAAACGCUGUAUUCUCUCCACAACUUUACAAACUGCUUGCUCAAUUUAGACAGAUACAAGCUUUAAAUUAAACAUAAAUGAUAUUGUUUUGAGAAUCACUUGGUACUUUGUUAGGACAAUCCGAGAGAUGAUUUUGUAUCUAAAGAACUUUCUGUAUGAAAGAAGCAGCAGCGCAAAUAUGAAGACCAUCUUAAACUCACUCGACUGCCUUUGGUCUUGUUGUGGGGAGAAUGCAUCAUUGUAAACUCCACAUUUAAUCCAUAAAAGGCGUGUAAAGUACAUGUUAUAAAACUAGGUCAUGUUGGUGUAUUCAAAGUGCUUUCUUGAGUUGUGGUACCUACAAAAUUAAAAGACAAAAAAAGCAAAGUAUGGACAUUUUGUUUCUAACGAGCAGAGAUCUAUUUUAGUAGUCCACCGAAGGUUUAGUCGUGCGCUUCGAAUUUGGUGAAUCUUUCGUGCAGUGUUAUUUUACUUCAACAUUGAAAUGUACAACAGAGCCAUAGUGGUUAGCUGAUGCGUAUUGCAAAAAGAUUGUUAAAUGAGAUUUUUUUUUUUUUUAUUUGCUGUUAACAUGUACAGGUGAAAAAGAAAAGAAAAAUCUUUGUAGAUCAUGUACAAAAUCAUCAAAAAAUUAAGCAACUGAAUCUUCAGCAUGUCCCUCAUUUAAAAUGUGUUAUGUAAAUUGUGCCAUGUUAUUAAAAAAUGUGUACUGAA
Corythoichthys intestinalis (scribbled pipefish) is the source of this 5761-nucleotide messenger RNA. It is a transcript of the gene auts2a, whose product is annotated as activator of transcription and developmental regulator AUTS2 a. The record is from RefSeq and is a predicted model, not a curated record. Bases 661 to 4530 code for a protein of 1289 amino acids. The transcript is spliced from 19 exons. NCBI's taxonomy places the organism in Eukaryota, Metazoa, Chordata, Actinopteri, Syngnathiformes, Syngnathidae.